AUGCCCCCGAAGGAGUCAUUGGCAUUACCGCCCAGACGGAAGUAUGAAAUCGUCGAACGCCUCCAGACUGUACCAGACGGAUGGAUCCGGGGUUCACCACCGUCCCCAUCCACGCUGAUGCAAUUUCGCCUCGCUAUUCGCCAGGAACGGGCUGCUGAGUUCGAGCAAUUAGCGAUCAAUAUUGCGACUCCUGGUCAUGAAAUGUACGGAAAGCAUAUGAAGCGCGAUGAGAUCAAAGCCUUCCUACGGCCUUCAUCGGAAAUCUCCGAGAUAAUCCUGUCCUGGCUCAAGUCGGAAGGAGUGUCUGAGGACCUGAUUGAGGAUAAUGGCGAUUGGAUCAAGUUCAUCGUCCCCGUGAAGCAGGCAGAGCGAAUGUUGGAUACCCGUUUCUAUUACUUCCGUGACACGAUCACCGGGAUGUACAAGAUUCGCACCCUGGAGUACUCAGUACCACGAGCGAUCCGUCCAUUUAUUCACCUCAUUCAGCCGACGACACGUUUUGGGCAAGUCAGGCCGCAGAAAAGCUUCGUAUUUGAUCUCAAGAAAGCUCUGGAUGCGGGAAAUGUGGAAACGGACUGCAAUUCAAUUGUCACUCCCGACUGUCUGCGGAAGUUGUAUAAGCUAAGAGACUUUGUGGCCAGUCCGGAUUCGCGCAACAAGCUAGGUAUUUCCGGCUACCUCGACCAAUAUGCCCGCUAUGAUUAUCUAGAGGAGUUUUUGCAAACGUACGCCCCGAACAGGGUCAACGCCAACUUCACGGUACAAUCCAUCAACGGCGGGCUUAACGAGCAGAAUUCCACCGCGGAUAGCAUUGAAGCUAGCCUGGAUAUCCAGUACGGAAUCGCAUUGUCCUACGAAACUCCUACUGUAUAUUACACUACAGGGGGGCGUGGCCCUCUGGUCCCAGACUUGAGCGAGCCAAACAUCGCUGCUUCGUCCAACGAGCCCUACCUCGAGCAGCUGCACUAUCUCCUGGGUCUUCCCGACGAGGAACUACCUUCCGUACUGUCCACGUCCUACGGCGAGAACGAACAAACCGUUCCUGAGUCUUAUUCUAAUGCAACUUGCAGUCUGUUUGCCCAGCUGGGGGUGCGAGGCGUCUCAGUGAUCUUCAGCAGUGGUGAUGAAGGAGUCGGUGGUUCUUGUUUGACAAAUGAUGGAACAAACACCACGAGAUUCAACCCUGUCUUUCCAGCCUCGUGUCCCUUUGUCACGUCUGUGGGUGGUACCUAUCAGAUCAAUCCCGAAAAAGCUGUUCACUUCUCUUCUGGCGGGUUUUCGGAACGAUUUCCUCGUCCAUCAUAUCAAGAAAAAGCAGUGAGCGCCUAUCUGUCCAAGCUGGGAGAUCAAUGGGAGGGCCUCUACAAUCCAUCGGGACGAGGGUUCCCUGAUGUUGCUGCUCAAGCUCUGAAUUACGCCGUCGUCGACCAUGGGGGUUUCAGCAGAGUGAGUGGAACUAGUGCAUCUGCUCCUACUUUUGCCGCCAUCAUUGCCAAUUUGAAUUCGGUCCGCUUAGCUGCUAACAAGUCCACUCUGGGAUUUUUGAAUCCCUGGAUCUAUGGACUCGAUGGACAAGGGUUCACCGAUAUCGUCGACGGCGGCUCGACUGGCUGUGCUGGAAUCGACCCCCUAUCUGGCCUGCGAACUGCUUAUGUGCCGUACGCAAGCUGGAAUGCUACGCCUGGUUGGGACCCGGUGACUGGACUCGGAACGCCUCUCUUUGAUGUAUUGUCUGCUCUCGCGACGAAGGCGUGA
Molecule: messenger RNA, 1755 nt
Organism: Rasamsonia emersonii CBS 393.64
Lineage: Eukaryota; Fungi; Ascomycota; Eurotiomycetes; Eurotiales; Trichocomaceae
Product: Tripeptidyl-peptidase I
Exons: 3
Coding region: 1-1755 (584 amino acids)
Biological process (GO): proteolysis
Molecular function (GO): tripeptidyl-peptidase activity; serine-type endopeptidase activity
Source: RefSeq, a predicted model, not a curated record